Molecule: messenger RNA, 921 nt
Organism: Strongyloides ratti
Lineage: Eukaryota; Metazoa; Nematoda; Chromadorea; Rhabditida; Strongyloididae
Product: Clc protein-like family-containing protein
Exons: 2
Coding region: 1-921 (306 amino acids)
Cellular component (GO): membrane
Source: RefSeq, a predicted model, not a curated record
AUGUUUUCUACAAGAUGGCAAAUUGUAGAUUUAGUUGAAUUAAAUGCUAUUCAUGAACAUGGAAUAUUAUAUGAUUGUAUCUCAACAAAUAAUAUUCCAAUAUCUUCACCAUUAGGAAUUUUAUAUCAUCAUACAUGUGCUUCAAAAUUUGAUCAUGAUACAUUAAAAAAUAUUAAUUAUGCAAUACAGGAAAUAAAUGAAAAUGGUCAAAAAGAAGUAUUAAUGCAUAGAUUUUUACCACAUCAUAGAGCAAUUCUAUUUUUUACUAUUUUUGCUAAUAUUUUUGGUGGAAUAUCAACUAUAACUGGUUUAUGUUCACCGUGUUUUGUGCCAAAUGCUUUGUUACAUGUAGUAUCUUCAACUAUCUCAACUAGUUGUCUUGUUAUGGCUGACAUUUCUUUUAUCGUUUAUGCUAUUUCACCCCAAGGAAGUAAACUAACUGGAUUAGAAAUGGAAUAUACGCAAUAUCUUGGAUAUGCUUGUUAUUUUCAUGCAUUCUCUACUUUUCUUGUAGCGAUGGGUUGUUUAUUUUCUGUUGUUGGUGCUUAUAUAAGAUAUCUAUUAGAAUGGCAAAGCGGAAGAUGCUGUUGUUUUAUUUUUGAAGAUAAUACAUCAAAAAUUAUAAAUACAAUAAAACAAUAUAAUAAUCAUAAUAAUAAUUAUAAAAUUUCUUAUCAAUGUAUAUCUUCAACAAAUUCAUCAAUUUUACAUUCACCUCGUUUAAAAAAUAAUUGUUGUUUAAAAAAAAAUACAAAUUAUUUACAAGAUUCAUUUAAUGAUGAUUCUAUGUCAUUAGAUGAAUUAGAAACAGAAAAUUUAUACAACAACGGGUAUAAUGGAAAAAAUGUUAUUAUGUUAGAUUAUAAACCAAAAUUAAUUUCAAAAACUGUUUCAUAUGAAAAGGAUGAAAGUAAAAUGUGA